This is a messenger RNA of Trichoderma gamsii, 2562 nucleotides long. RefSeq lists its product as hypothetical. Gene Ontology annotation, molecular function: protein binding; ATP hydrolysis activity. Lineage: Eukaryota; Fungi; Ascomycota; Sordariomycetes; Hypocreales; Hypocreaceae. The coding region runs from base 1 to 2562 and encodes 853 amino acids. The transcript is spliced from 2 exons. The record is from RefSeq and is a predicted model, not a curated record.
AUGGCACAGCCAGUCUUGUCUCUCGGCGAGACUGCAAAUGAUCAAAUUACGAAUAAUCAGUUUCGCGACGGGACUCGGAUACACCAGGGACACAACAACACCACGCUCAAUCUCCAUCUGCCCCACCGCCCGGCCCGAGCCGCCAUUCGUCUCAUUCCAUAUCCACGCAACGAGGAUCUUGUCCAUCGCCCAGAUCUCGUGGAUAAGCUCAAUAUACUCCUGCCAUACCCAUCAGAUAUAUCCCACAGUGCUGCGCUCUGGGGCCUGGGCGGCUCAGGAAAAACACAAAUCGCGCUCAGCUAUGCGUACCAGCGGUGCGCCGACGCCAGCUGCUCCGUCUUGUGGGUGCACGCCGAUACCGAGGCAACAUUUUCGCAGGAUUAUAAGAGUAUCGCGCGGAAGCUUCAAAUCAAUAACAGCAGGCUGAGCGACGAAGAUCUCCUCGAGGCUGUGCGCGACGGUAUCGCGGCAUUAUCCAACUGGGUGCUCAUUAUCGACAAUGCUGAUGAUUUGAGAUUAUUCGGCGUUGGGCAAAUAGCUGAAGAAACGAAGACUCUAUUUCAGUAUAUACCUCAUGCAUCUACAGGCACGGUGUUGUGGACAACUCGGGAUGCCCAUAUUACGGGUACGCUUGUUGGCCAGCGUCAGGGCAUCGAGGUCGCACGCAUGACAUUCGACGAGGCAAAACAACUACUUCUGACAUUCGGAAGCGCAGAACCAAGUAUAGAAGAAGCCGAGAUUGAUUCCUUAGUGGAGGAAUUACAGUUGCUUCCAUUGGCCAUUAUGCAAGCCAGAGUAUACAUGCAACGGACAUCAACAACACCUAAAGAGUACCUGUCUCUGCUUGCACAACACAAGAAAAGGUGGAUAAUCCUAAAUGUCAACGAAUUCAAUAGGCAUAGAAGACCCAGGGUGCCUAACAACGUACUCGAAACGUGGACCAUUUCUAUGACCCGCAUCAGGCAAGAGAGCGAGAACGCAUACAACGUCCUUCAUGUUAUCGCCUACGUUAGCAACGAAAACAUCCCACAUGAGGUAAUAACGACCGCACUCAAACAUCUUGAUAACUGCCUAAAAGAUGAUUCAGAGGAGUUAGAAUCCGAAGCUGUCAAAAUUAUCACACGGCUGAAGGAGUUCUCUUUUAUUGGCAUACGCAAAGGGGAAGGCGAUGGAAGAAACUAUGAGAUGCAUAAACUCGUACAAGAGGCUAUACGAUACGGCUUGAGUAUGGGGAAAUCAGGUACAAUCAACGAACAUGAAGUCAACCGCAGCAACGUGUCUGGGAAGGAGACAGCGAUGCAAACAAGUCAACACAGACAGCUCGUUGAAUUAGCGGGCAUGAGCAAUGAUGAGCAUAUAGCCGACGAAAAAUAUUUCUCGAGUAUCGCUCUGCAAACCACAGCAGAUCUUUUUCCAAACUCACAACAAGAUACCUGGAAACAAUGCGAGAAAUUUUUAGCACACGUGUUACAAAUCGGAGAGUGGGCAGAUGUGAACGAGAAGCAGAUCGAGACGGCACAGCUACUCUCCAAGGCAUCUUCCUUUCUCCGGGACCGUGGAAGAUGGAGAGAGAAAGGGCAUGUGGAUGAAAAAACACUACAUUAUAGAGAAAAAAAGUUAGGAAAUACACAUCUGGACACAAUUAAAGCUAUAGCAGAACUUGCCGUAACAUACUAUGAGCAAGGCCGCUAUAGCGAGGCAGAGCGUCUUGAGAUUCAAGUGCUAGAUCUUCGCCGAGAGAUUCUUGGAGAUACACAUCUGGAUACAAUCCAAGCUAUAUUAAACCUUGCAAUAACAUACCAUAAGCAAGGCCGCUAUAGCGAGGCAGAGCGUCUUGAGAUUCAAGUGCUAGAUCUUCGCCGAGAGAUUCUUGGAGAUACACAUCUGGAUACAAUCCAAGCUAUAUUAAACCUUGCAAUAACAUAUGAUAAGCAAGGCCGCUAUAGCGAGGCAGAGCGUCUUGAGAUUCAAGUACUGGAUAUCCGUCGAGAUAUCCUUGGAGACAAGCAUCCAGAUACAAUUGACGCUAUAUCAAACCUUGCAUCAACCUAUUAUAUACAAGGCAGGUAUAGCGAGGCAGAGCAUCUUGAGCUUCAAGUGCUAGAUCUCCGUCGAGAUAUUUUUGGAGACAAGCAUCCAGAUACAAUUGACGCUAUAUCAAACCUUGCAUCAACCUAUUAUAUACAAGGCAGGUAUAGCGAGGCAGAGCAUCUUGAGCUUCAAGUGCUAGAUCUCCGUCGAGAUAUUUUUGGAGACAAGCAUCCAGAUACAAUUGACGCUAUAUCAAACCUUGCAUUAACCUAUUAUAUACAAGGCAGGUAUAGUGAAGCAGAGCUUCUUGAUGUUCAGGUACUGGAUAUUCGCCGAGAAAUUUUAGGCAACAAGCAUCCAGAUACAAUCCGAGCCAUGUACUACCUCGCUGGGAGUUGGUACGUGACCAACCGCCAUGAGGAUGCAAUUGCAUUGAUGCAACAGGCUUUAGGUUAUAGCCGCUCUACAUUAGGGCCAGAUCAUCCCCUGAUUGGGGAUAUUUCCAAGUCUCUUCACCAAUUUGAAUCAUAA